ACCAUCAAAACUUCCUCUUGGAGUUUCUUUAUGAUGGGAAUACAAUGAGAAUUCGUUUACGCUGCUGCAGGUCUUUGGGCCGUGUGCGGCCACACUUCAUCGUCGUCCCAUUACUGUUUCUUCUUCUGGCUGGGGUCGCACUGACCUUUUUACUGCCUAUGAAUGAGGAGAGCAGCAUCCUCAGAGAGCUCCGCCACGGCUCCAACACUUCACUUACCUCACCCGACCCAGAGGACAGUUUUACUAUUAUUAUGCAAACGUACAACCGCACCGACAUACUCCUCAAGCUCCUCAACCAUUAUCAGGCCGUGCCUCACCUGCACUGCAUCAUCAUAGUGUGGAAUAAUGCUGGGGAGCCACCACCCAGGAAACUGUGGGAUUCCCUCGGCCCCCACCCUGUUCCAGUCAUCUUCAAAGAGCAGAGCGUCAACAGAAUGCGCAAUCGAUUGCAGCCACACCCUGAGAUCAUACCCAACGCUAUUUUGAUGCUAGAUGAUGACUUAUUGGUCAGUGUUCCUGAUAUCAGCUUUGCAUUUUCUGUCUGGAAGCAAUUCCCGGAUCAGAUUGUGGGUUUUGUUCCACGGAAGCAUGUAACUACAGCAUCUGGUGUGUACAGUUAUGGUAGCUUUGAGCUUCAGGAUCCUGACAGAGGUGGUGGGGACAGGUACUCUAUGAUCCUAGUGGGUGCGGCUUUCUUCCAUCGUCGCUUCCUGAAGCUGUUCCACGACCAGCCCAGCAAGGUGCACGCUCUAUUGGACGAAACGCAGAACUGCGAUGACAUCGCCAUGAACUUUGUCGUGGCACACCAACUCACAAAGUUAUCCGGACUCAAACGUCCAUCAGGAGUGUUUGUGAAGCCCGUAGACAUUCGUAAUCUGGAGAAGGAAGCUAGCAGUGGAUACGUUGGCAUGUGGCACAGAGCAGAGCACAUGCUACAGCGCUCCUAUUGUCUGAACAAGCUGGCACUUAUCUACAAUGGUAUGCCACUCCGCUACUCUAAUAUGAUGAUCUCACAGUUCGGCUUCCCCAGCUAUGCUAAUCACAAGAGCAGAUUUUGACCCUUGGACACGACAAGACAGCUGUUAUCUGCCUUAUGAGCAAUUAAAACAAAAUUUUUAAGCCAUCUUAGGAAUAGUUCAACCAAAAAUGAAAAUUCGGUCAUAAUUUACUCACCCUCAUGUAGUUAAAAAUACAUUUGACUUACUUUCUUAUGAGGAAUACAAAAGGAACAUUUAUAAUGCAUAUCCCAGUCUGUCUCUUUAAUACUGCAACCAAAAGUAAAGUAGUCCAUGCAACACGUCAUAUUUGAAGUCUUUUGAAGGUAUAUAAGAAGUUGAGAAGCUCUUUCACAAUGACAUGUGCAUUCGUGCAGGAACUUGCAUUGUUUUUAGCACUAAAUAAUGUAUGUUAUUGCGUGAACAUGCAUGCAAACAGGUUCUCUUGUACCUCUUAUGAUCGCGCAAUCUAAAUUUUAACUGAAAAAUUACCUACAUUUCUGGCUGUUUCUCACUUACACCUAAUGUAUGUAUUCAGAAGACUUGGAAUAUGAUGCUUGAGUCACAUGGAUGACUUUUAUGAUGCUUUUUGGUCCUUUAGCUUUAAAGUGAGUUUAUGGAUCUACUCCCAUUGCAUUGAAAAAACGGAUCGGGACUUUUUCUUUUGUGUUUGACCUAAGAAUGUAAAUCAUACAGAUUUGGAAUGACAUAAGGGUGAGUAAAUUAUGACAGAAUGUUCACGUUUGGGUGAACUCCUUUUUGUGGCAUGCGAAUAUGUGACUUGGGAAUGUUGAGCUCUUUUAAGUGACUCAAAUGUGACGGUCCAGCUUGUGCUUUAGUUAUGCCAAAUUUUGUUGCAUGCGCAUUACAGUAUUACAUUUCCUUGAUGGUUUUACAUUUAAUAUAACUAGUAAUUUGGACAUUAUUUAUUUAUGUCUACUUCAGAUUUUGUUUUGUUUGUUUUUUUUAACGGGUCUCUAUGCUGUAUUUCACAAGCAAGUCAUAAACUAAUUAAAUUCUAUGUAAAUAGAAAAUGGUGUGUUUUAUUAAUGGAUUUAUUAUUCUUUCUGCUUUGGCAUAAUUUGCCUUGUAUAACAUCUGUCCAGUAGGUGGGGUAUGACAUUUAUACAUUUAUAUUGGUACCUCCACCAGUACAGUGUAAUUAAUAUCUGUGCCUUAACCAACAUAGUGUUUUUUUUUAAGGGGGGGGGGUAGUAGUGUUAAUGGUACAUUUUUUUAUUUACUUCACUGAUUAUGAACUUAUGAAUGAAACAUCAGUAUGAUUUUGUGUUAACUAUUUAAAUGGUAGCACAGUGGUUUGUUUUCGUUCAGGACCCAGAACAAGUGACAGUAAGAC
Xyrauchen texanus (razorback sucker) is the source of this 2352-nucleotide messenger RNA. RefSeq names its product exostosin-like glycosyltransferase 2 (gene extl2). NCBI's taxonomy places the organism in Eukaryota, Metazoa, Chordata, Actinopteri, Cypriniformes, Catostomidae. Gene Ontology annotation, molecular function: glycosyltransferase activity. The transcript has 5 exons. The record is from RefSeq and is a predicted model, not a curated record. Gene Ontology annotation, cellular component: membrane. The coding region runs from base 45 to 1058 and encodes 337 amino acids.